Molecule: messenger RNA, 3222 nt
Organism: Adineta steineri
Lineage: Eukaryota; Metazoa; Rotifera; Eurotatoria; Adinetida; Adinetidae
Source: the annotation of a GenBank genome assembly
AUGGAUGAUAUACAAGAUUGUUUCCUUGAUGAUGAUGAGAACUAUCGAAAUAGUUGCCAACUUAACCAUCAAUACCGUGUGAAAUGUCACAAUACAGAUACAUGCUGGUCCUCUAUAUUGAAAGAGGAUGCUUGUUCAAUGACUGGACAGGACGACAAUAUUCCAUUUCAACGUUUUUGUAAUGGUAUCAACCAAUCCAUUUACUACGAUAAUUCUCAACAAUAUUAUAAUGACGAGUUCGAGUGUGAAGAGUGGUUAUGUAACAAUAUGUAUGCACGUUGCGACGGUUUCUGGGCAUGUGCCGACGGACGAGAUGAAUACAAUUGUAGUCGAACAAAAUGCCAUUCGGGAACUCAUACCUGCAUAGAUCCUCUUAAUUUUACAGUAUUCUGCUUACCUCACACACGAAUUAAUAAUGGACACGAUGAUUGCCUUGGCGCAUCCGACGAACAACACGAAUGUCAAAAGAUCUAUCCUCCGAGCGAAACUCCAGAACGCUUUCGCUGCUUGGGAGAUACAACGUGUUUGGUACCAUCAGAAUUAUGCAAUAACAAUAACGAUUGUCCACUUGGCGAUGAUGAAAACUUUUGUAAUACUCAUCAAUUCAAGUGUGACAACGAUUCGACAUACAAUCGCAGCGAAAUAGAAGAGGUUCUUUGUGGAUUGAAUGAACAGAAAAAUCGAAGAAGACAGUAUUUUGCUAUUCAUACAUCGUCUAACUAUCCUUCGUUAGAAAAUAGUGUCGUCGAUGAAAGUUUGUAUUGGACAACAGAACGGCAUUCUAUCGAGAAUGUCAAUAUAGAUCACAGUGAGGCUAGCCUAUCGCCAUCGUAUUGUAAUCGUGGACUCGCUGUUAAUACUUGGGUCACAAACAAUAGCUUCGACAAUAUAUGCAUGUGUCCACCAAGUUACUACGGUCAUUUAUGUCAAUAUCAAAACCAACGAAUUAGUCUUACAUUACAUGUGAGUUCAGUUGAUCGACAUGCUACUUAUGCGAUUAUUAUUAUGUUAAUCGAUGAUAAUGAUGAACAACAAGAGAUUAACGUAUACGAUCAAUUUGUAUACAUCACAAAGGAAAGUUGUAGUACUAAAUUCAACCGAUAUUUAUUAUUUUCCACACGACCAAAAGACUUGUCCAAGAACUACAGUAUACGUAUUGAUGCAUUCGAAAAAAACGGGAUAACAUAUGUUGGAAGUUGGCACUUUCCCAUAACAUUUCUCUUCUUACCUGUCAAUCGGCUAGCUAUCUCGUUGGUUUUAUCAAAUCGUAUCAUUCAGACAUCGUUCAAUUGUUUGAUUGCUUGCAACAAUGGUACCUGUGUAAAGUAUCUAAACAAAGAAAAAUAUUUCUGUCGAUGUCAUUCUCAAUGGACAGGCAUUCAAUGCAAUAUCCCGAUAAGUCGUCAAACGUGUUCAUACGAUUCAUUCUAUUUGGGAUUAGUAAACAACCAAUCAAUAUGUGUAUGUCCAUUACAUAAAUUUGGUAAGCAAUGUACGUUCACAUCAGCAUGUCCAACUAAUAUUUGUCAAAAUAAUGGAAAAUGUAUACCAGCUGAUGUGACUUCUCCUGACAGCAGUUAUACUUGUGUUUGUCCUGAUCAAUUUUUCGGCGUAAAUUGUCAAUAUAGUAAGGCCAGACUCGAUGUUUCUCUGAUUAACAUGCAUAUUCCAUCAUAUAUUACGGCUUAUUUCUUCACACUUUCCAAUACAUCUCACCCGAUGCAGACAAUUAUACUACGAAAAUUGACGCUAUUUCAACAUACUACUACUUUCCACAUCUCAAUACCAUAUCAUAUAGUAAUUAUUCAAUCCAGUGGCAAAUAUUAUCUUGGUGUACUUCAACAAUCUCUACAGACAGAUAUUUCAACAUUAAUUCAGCCUUCACAAGAGUGUAUUGCUACUGAACAAUUACUGAAUUCUACAGUAACGAAAAUGGUUCCAUAUCGACGAAUUAUAUUUUUUCAUAUUCUCUGUCACACACGUACUGAUCUGAUAUGCUUCAUUGAUCCAGCCUAUUUAUGUUUGUGCACAAAUGAUCAUCAUGCCAAUUGUAUGGAAUUCAAACGUGAUAGAAAUUUUCAAUGUUCAUUGACAAAAUAUUGCGCAAAUGGAGCACAAUGUGUGCAAGAUCAUCCGAUUUGUCCAUCGACAAGAAUUUGUAUAUGUCCAGCCUGUUUCUUUGGAAAUGAAUGUCAAUUCUAUACUAAAGGUCUUGGCUCAACAUUAGAUGAAAUAUUGGGUUACGAGUUAAAACGUAAUACAAUAUUAUCUAAACAACCUAUCACAGUAAAAGUGAGUGCCGCUAUUACAAUGAUAAUAUUUGCCGUAGGUACUAUUAAUUGUAUUUUAUCAAUAAUGGUUUUUCGUAGACAAGCAUCACAAAAGGUUGGUUGUGGAAUCUAUCUUUUAGCUGCGUCGUAUACUUCGCUAACGAUUAUGAUCUUAUUUCCACUUAAAUUUUGGCUACUUUUUUUCUCUUAUCAAUUGAUUUUUGAACAUCGUAGUCUACAAGCGAUUCUUCUCACAAAUUGUCGAAUUGUUGAACCUCUUCUGAAAGUGUUAUUAAACAUAGACAAAUGGUUGAAUGCUUGUGUAUCUAUCGAACGAAUCGUUUCUGUACAUCAAGGAAUUAGUUUUAAUGCAGAGAAAAGUAAAACAAUUGCCAAAUAUGCAGUGAUAAUGGUAUUUCUUAGCAACUUCGGUGUCUAUGCUCUUCAAAUAAUUGAACUUCAUGUCUUUACUGACAGCAUAGAAGAACGAAGUUGGUGCGUCAUUACUUAUUCAUCAUUCAUGCAAACAUAUAGUUUUACUUUGAUUAUGUUUCAUUAUAUUGGACCGUUAGCAACUAAUGUGAUAUCUGCUAUUACCAUUAUCAUAAUAACGACUCGUCAGCGUUACCGAACGGCUGCUAAAAGUAAUCCAAGAUUCAAAGACCUCCUUAAAAUGAAAAUAAAACAUUAUAAACAUCUUAUAAUUAGUCCAAUUAUUAUCAUAAUUUUAACACUACCGCAUUUAAUUAUUUCAUUCAUUUUAAACUGUAACAAAUCAUCCCAUCUAUUAUGGUUCUAUCUAAGCGGUUAUUUCCUUUCAUUUAUACCAUCCGCAUUUAUUUUUCAAAUUUUUAUUCUAUCAGCACCCGUUUAUCGAGAAGAAUUUAGGAAACUAAAAUCACAUAUCCGUCGACGUUUUCAUAUAUUGAAAUUAAACGCAUCUGCUUUAUAA